AUGGACACACAUACAAAUACUCGUAUCUUGUCGGCCGACUUCUUUGAAUCCGACAAUGAUACGGAAAAUUACCAACAAGACAAAUACCAUAGUUUUAGUAGAUACUCGAAUCAUAAAUCAAAAGACAAUUGGUCAUACGGUGCCACUACCACUGCUGGUAUUAACUCACAUCGGUACUCGCUACCAAACGAUAAUAAAUAUACGAGGAAGUCUGAGCAUAAAAAAUAUCAUAAAAAAGAAAAAGCUAGGCCGAAACCAUUGCAAUUUGAGCACGAAAAAUACUAUGAUCAUGUGUUUCCAAAGAGAGAUGUUAGAAUAGGUACUGAUUUCUUUUACCAACCCAACAGUUUAGAUCAUGCAGAAUUGUAA
This is a messenger RNA of Diabrotica balteata, 369 nucleotides long. NCBI's taxonomy places the organism in Eukaryota, Metazoa, Arthropoda, Insecta, Coleoptera, Chrysomelidae. The record is from the annotation of a GenBank genome assembly.